CGCUGUGGGAAUUGUGAGAGCGGGAGGCGGCGUGGCAGCAGUCGCGCUCCACGUGUGUCUGGACCCAGCGCCCGCAGCCUCCAGCCAGCGAGUCCCACAUCGCUCGGCCUCUCUCUCUCGGUCUCGGUCUCUCUCUCGGUCUCUGUCUCUCUCUCGGUCUCUGUCUCUCUGUCUCGGAGCGCUACCCAAGGCCGCCGCCAUGUACAGCGUGGAGGAGCGGGGCAACCCCAACAGCCUGGCGUACCGCCUCUACUACAAGGAUGCGCAGGGGCAGUACAUCUCUCCCUUCCACGACAUCCCCCUGUGUGCCAGCGAGGAGCCGAAGCAGCCAGUGUUCAACAUGGUGGUGGAGGUGCCUCGGUGGACCAACGCGAAGAUGGAGAUCGCCACAAAGGACCCGCUGAACCCCAUCAAGCAGGACGUGAAGAAGGGAAAGCUUCGCUUUGUCGCCAACGUCUUCCCUCAUCACGGAUACAUCUGGAACUACGGCGCCCUCCCGCAGACGUGGGAAGACCCCAGCCACAAGGAUGCGGACACCGGCUGCUGCGGAGACAACGACCCCAUCGACGUGUGCGAGAUCGGCUCCCGGGUGUGCGCGCGUGGCGAGGUGGUGCAGGUGAAGGUGCUCGGCUGCCUGGCUCUGAUCGACGAGGGGGAGACCGACUGGAAACUCAUCGCCAUCGACGUCAACGACCCCGACGCCGCCAGCCUGCACGACGACCCCUCCGCUGCCUCUUAG
Messenger RNA from Lethenteron reissneri (Far Eastern brook lamprey), 739 nucleotides. RefSeq names its product inorganic pyrophosphatase 1 (gene PPA1). Gene Ontology annotation, cellular component: cytoplasm. Gene Ontology annotation, biological process: phosphate-containing compound metabolic process. Gene Ontology annotation, molecular function: magnesium ion binding; inorganic diphosphate phosphatase activity. The record is from RefSeq and is a predicted model, not a curated record. Lineage: Eukaryota; Metazoa; Chordata; Hyperoartia; Petromyzontiformes; Petromyzontidae.